Molecule: messenger RNA, 558 nt
Organism: Lichtheimia ornata
Lineage: Eukaryota; Fungi; Mucoromycota; Mucoromycetes; Mucorales; Lichtheimiaceae
Exons: 3
Coding region: 1-558 (185 amino acids)
Biological process (GO): phospholipid transport
Cellular component (GO): mitochondrial intermembrane space
Molecular function (GO): phosphatidic acid transfer activity
Source: RefSeq, a predicted model, not a curated record
AUGAAGAUCUACGAAGGAGUGCAUGACUUCCACUACAAAUGGAGCUUGGUGUCGGCAGCCAAUUGGCAAAAGUACCCGAAUGAGAACUGCCCUCAUGUGAAGCACGUCGAUGUCCUACACCGUUUUGUGGAUCCAGCCACUGGUAUCCUUUACACUGAACGACUCUUUACGGUCAAACAAAACGUGCCUACAAUCAUCCUCAAGAUCCUUGGUUCAGGUACAACUCACUACGUGCGUGAAACGUCGGCUAUUGAUCCUAAAACCAAGACGUUGACUAUGAAAAGCUACAACUUGACCAUGGGCAAUCUAUUACGUGUGGAGGAGACAAUGCGCUACCGAGAACAUCCAACCGACAACAACAAGACACAAUGCUCACAACAAGCAGCCAUUUCAGCUGGAAGUCUGGUGUCUCGCUGGGGCAGUUUGCUUGAAGAAUUUACCCUGAGACGUUUUCAACAGAAUGCAGCAACCGGUCGUGAGGGUUUCAGCAAGGUCUUGGAACGAUUUGUUGUCAUGGCUGAAGCACGCUCUCCUACCAACGAGCAAAGCACAAAGUAA